This is a messenger RNA of Dioscorea cayenensis subsp. rotundata (Guinea yam), 1777 nucleotides long. Its product is annotated as UPF0481 protein At3g47200-like. The record is from RefSeq and is a predicted model, not a curated record. Bases 69 to 1592 code for a protein of 507 amino acids. The transcript has a single exon. Lineage: Eukaryota; Viridiplantae; Streptophyta; Magnoliopsida; Dioscoreales; Dioscoreaceae.
UUUACUGAAGCAGAGAAAGGCUUUGGCAGAAGUCACUGCAAUUGAGGCUUGGAUUUGAAGCUACCAAAAUGGGGGAACCAAUUCCCUAUCCUGUUCCUCUCAACUGUGCUCUUCCUGUGCCUGCUAUAGCACGGGUUAUGCCGACGCCAUCAGAGACCGCCCCAAGUGUUGAAGGACAAAGAUCAACGGGGAAAACUCCAAUGGCGUCUACCCCAAGUAUUGAAGCACAAAGAUCAACAAGAAACACUCUGAUACAUAGUUACAAUUACAUCACCAGAGAGCACAAGGUUGACAUGGAUGAGCCUUCAUGGAUAAACACAGUGAGGACCAAGCUCAAUGAAGUCCGUCCGAGAACUCAUGCCAGCAGACCAUGGACUAUCUUCAAGGUACCUGACAACAUCCGUCGCAACGAAACAAAAACCUAUGAUCCUUUUAUUGCCUCCAUUGGCCCUUACCAUUACCAUGCGUCUCAACGAGGCACAACGCUUGCUAUGCAAAACCAUAAGUGGCGGUGUGUUAGAUGGUUGCUCUCAAGGCACCAGAGCAGGCAACAGGCGACUGUGUUGUUGGAUAAAUGCUUACUGGCAAUGAAGGCAUUGGAUGUUGAGGUUCGAAGCUGUUAUUCAGAGGAUGUCUACUACUUGGAUCCACACAAACUCGCAUCGAUUAUGUUACUUGAUGGUUGCUUCAUUAUCCGUCUUUUGCUAAAGCAAGUCACGCAGAAGGCGGAGAAAGUAAUUAAACAUGAGGAGAAAGAGGAAGAGAAAGAUAAGAAGGUUGAAGAUGAACAGAAUAUUGAGUUAGAUGUUGAAUGUGAAGAAGAAAUAGAAGGACCGUUGAUUGGAAUGCAAUGGAUAUGGAACUUAGUCUUAUAUGAUCUAUUGAAGCUUGAGAACCAAAUCCCCUUUUUUGUCAUCGAAACACUCUUCGACUUACUCAAGACUCCAGCCGAUGAAAGCAUUGACCUCCCGAAGCUCGCUCUCCAGCUUUUUAGCGGGUUCGGCUUAAGCUCUGCCGCAACAAAUACUAAAAGUGUCCAUCAUCUGCUUCAUCUCUUUCACCAAUCCCUUAUUCCUUCUGGUGAUCAUAACCAACUAUAUUUGGCACAAACCCAAACCCAGAUGGUGAAUGAAUGGAUACUGAACGCAACUAAACUUCGACUUGCAGGAAUCAAGUUUGCAAAGAAGAACACUGCAAGUUCUUUCCUUGACUUAUCAUACAAGAAUGGCGCAAUAGAAAUCCCACAACUAUUCCUCUAUGACUACAAUAACACUUACACUCUCUUCAGGAACUUGGUAGGCUUUGAGCAAUGCUAUCCAGGGGCAAAGAGCUACAUUUCUAGCUACACAAACUUCAUGAACUGCAUCAUUGAUGGUCCAAAGGAUGUGCAUUUGUUGGAGUUGAAAGGAAUCCUCAUUAACCAGCUGAGGCCUCAAGACAGUGUGGUUAAACUUUUCAAUCAGUUGUGCGAUCAUAUUCAGUGUUCUUCAGAUGAUAAUUAUCUCCAUGACUUGCUUAUUGAAGUGAAGAUGUAUACUGAAUCAAGAUGGCACAAAUGGACAAGUGGAUUGAUGGAGAGAUUAUUUCAGUAAUCCAUGGAGAUAAUAAGCAUAUAAUUGUCGUAUAAGCUUUGUGGCUUCUGUAAUGGAGGUAGUUAAUAAUUGAAGUUCAUUGCAGACUUUGCAGUUAAUUUUCCAUGCAUUGGUAUAUCAAUGUUUGAGCAUACCUAGAAUUCAAUUAGUUUUUUUUAGAACAGUGGACAAACCACUAAAGAAUU